This is a messenger RNA of Tachysurus fulvidraco (yellow catfish), 2185 nucleotides long. It is a transcript of the gene zfand6, whose product is annotated as zinc finger, AN1-type domain 6. Gene Ontology annotation, molecular function: zinc ion binding; DNA binding. The transcript is spliced from 5 exons. Lineage: Eukaryota; Metazoa; Chordata; Actinopteri; Siluriformes; Bagridae. Bases 441 to 986 code for a protein of 181 amino acids. The record is from RefSeq and is a predicted model, not a curated record.
UUUUGCUAAGCUAACCAAGUUAUAUCUCGGGAAAGAAACAACCAAAAAAUCUUUUUGUCUCGGUUUAAAGUCCUCCAAGUGGUAAUAAUUUGACGGUAAUAUCCACUAGCCAUGAGCUAACUACGGCAGGAAAACAACUAGUUAGUUAACUAACAGUUAGCUUGCUAGCUUGUCGUUUUCAUGUACAUGGUGGUGUUUUUUUACUUCUUUUUCUGACAACCUAAUAACUCAUUUAUGUUUUUCUAACUAUGCAGGGUUAGGUUUGUGAGCAAAGAAUCGAGCAAAUUAGCUAAAUGGGAAAACAUUGUGUAGUAUAUUCUGCUUUAAAACUUCUCCAGUACAUUUUAGACUAUUCGCAUUUAACCUUGAUUGAUCCGGAAUAUGUCCAAAUUUGGACAUGAAUGUCUACAGGAUUUCAGACAUAAUGACUCAGGAGCGGUAUGGCUCAGGAGACAAAACAGACACAGGUUCCCCGGCUGUGCUCCACUGGCUGUGGUUUCUAUGGAGACCCACGCACCAAUGGCAUGUGCUCCAUCUGCUACAAAGACUUCCUGCAGAUGACAAACACCAGCGGCAGGGUCAAUGAGACAGUGUCAGUGCCUGAAGUGUCGUCCAGCCUGAGCAGUUUAGAGGAAUCUCUGUCUGCAUCAUCCACCUCCGUUACUCCCGCAGGAGUCACAGAAGAGGUUGAAACUUUAGAAAAAGCAGAGACAAAAACUCAAGAAGUAACAGCCUCGGGAUCAGACGCAUCCACUUCAUCAGCCACCACAGAGCCGGGCAAAUCCAAACCCAAAAAGAACCGCUGCUUCAUCUGCCGCAAGAAAUUGGGCCUGACGGGUUUUGACUGCCGCUGUGGAAAUGUGUUCUGUAGUGUUCACCGAUACACUGAUGUCCAUAACUGCGCCUUCGACUAUAAAGCUGAUGGUGCUGAGAAAAUUAGGAAAGAAAACCCGGUCAUCGUUUGUGAAAAAGUCACAAAGAUCUGAAACAGCUCAUGGACAACCCUUUCGUGUCAUUUUUUUCCCCCUCUUACCAUUACACGCCACAUUGCACAGUGGAACUCUGAACAAUACCAGCACAGACCCCUGAAUCGUACAUACUACACAGUACUUUUUUCUUUUUUUAAACAAAUAUGUUUUCAUUAUUGUUUGUGUGAUAAAGUUACAGAAAUCUAGAUUUAUACGAUUGUAUUAUAUUUUAAUUUCAAUGACUAACAGGGCUAUGGUGAGACUACUUGAGGGGCGGGUCUUUUCUCAAGUCUAUAAACAAAGAUUGCAUGUUAAACAAGCAAGGAUAUUUUUCUUUAGAUAAAGAAUAUAAACACGAGUGGCAGAUCUAGUUUGACAUCAAUGGCUUAAAAGCAUGCGAGGAACAUUUUAUCAGCUGGUUUGCCCUCUAAAUUUUGUUAAAACAAUUAAGAAUUUAUAAUCAAUAAUAUAGAACGUGGCAUGAGUGUGUAAGCAUGUGUACAUGUAUACUGAGUUGCCUUUACAGAUAUAGAGUUAGAGGCUGUAUCACAUCUGUCAGUUGUGACAGUUACUCAGUUCCUCGAUGACAAGGAACGCCUCAGGACCACAUCUGUUCAGAUGCCAUUUUGGGUAGUGGAUCAUUCUCAGCACAGUACUCACACUGGCACACUGGCACAGCAUGUUACAGUCAUACUGGUAUGACUGUUUUAGAUCAGCCCCAUUGUUGGGGUUUUGAACACUGUUUACACUGAUUUUGUCAGUCCUUCAUUUAGAGACUGAAGCUAAUCUUGUUUUCAGUUCAGCAGGAGUAUUGAACAAUGCUGCUGCACCUGAUACACUCGCAUAUAUAAACACACUGAUCUGAUCAGCAGUGGUCCUGCAGUGGUUUGUUUCCUUUGAUAGACAAGACUCAGGGGGCCUGUACAAACUGCUUACUAACAGAUCGGGUACAAUCUGACUUGUAUGGUAGAUAAGAUAGUAACUCAUUGUGCAUGAGAGUGUGUGAUUUUGGUAUUCUGAUGCUGGAGGUGUUAAUUAAUCUGCAUUUACUUAAUUGCUGACUGAUUGUUUUUCCUUAAAGACUAACUAAUUCAUUUAUUAUUAAAAUUGAUUGUAUUGUGACCACUGAUUAUGACAAUGAUGAUGCUUGUGUGUUAUUUUAUUUUCACUUUCUUCCUCUGAUCUGAAUAAAGCAAUAAAAAAUAUAUAAUCUUGAA